AUGGAGCGACUCCUCUGGCCACAGGCCCUACUCCUGGUGGCCCUGCUGUUUCCAGGGCUGUGUGAGGCCAGGCAUGAAAGCCAGGGAGGCACCAAGGGCAUCAGGGCACCAAGGGAUGAGGCCCUCAGACCUGGAACCAAUGAUUCUCGGGAGCUUCACCACCCAGGAAAGCGCUAUCUUGUGCCACUCACCCCCCAGAUGGUGGGUGACAUCCCCCCUGGAAUUCGGAAUAUUAUCUGCAUGAUGCAACACGGAACCUGCAGACUCUUUUUCUGCCAUGGCGGUGAGAGGAAGGGAGAGAUUUGCUCCGACCCUUGGAACAGGUGCUGCAUAUCCACUACAGAGGAAGAGAGGAACAAUAAACUGGAGAAAAGUGACAAAGCUGACAUGGAAACUUCCAGAAAGUGGCCAAAACCUUCAAGUCUCCCAAGGGCUUAG
This is a messenger RNA of Pipistrellus nathusii (Nathusius's pipistrelle), 438 nucleotides long. NCBI's taxonomy places the organism in Eukaryota, Metazoa, Chordata, Mammalia, Chiroptera, Vespertilionidae. The record is from the annotation of a GenBank genome assembly.